Molecule: messenger RNA, 1612 nt
Organism: Lucilia cuprina (Australian sheep blowfly)
Lineage: Eukaryota; Metazoa; Arthropoda; Insecta; Diptera; Calliphoridae
Product: homeobox protein cut
Exons: 1
Coding region: 152-1603 (483 amino acids)
Source: RefSeq, a predicted model, not a curated record
AUAAUAUUUGAACCACGCUGUUGUAAUGAGGCUUGAUGUAUACAUUUUUAGAAAAAAUAUCAAGAAACAUACAAAAUAAAUAAAAACAAUUGUAAAAACUAUAGUAAUCUAAAAAUUAAACGAAGAGAAAUAAAUAAAACUAAAUCGAACCAUGACCAUGGAGUGGACGCGUGAAAAGACAUUGGCACUUAUACAGGAAUAUCGAAAAAGACGCGGUCUCUGGGAUAUGACCCAUGAGGAUUAUCGCAAGAAAGAUGUUAAACAAAAACUACUAGUCGAGGUGUCCGAGACAUUAGGCGGUAAUAUACCUAUUAUGGAAAUUGAAAAGAAAUUUCAUACUUUGCGCACACAGUAUCACCGUGAAAUAAAUCGCAUGAAAAGGAAAGAACCAUACAAUUCAAAAUGGUUUGGUUUUAAGUAUUUACAAUUUUUAAGUUCCCCCAAAGCGUGUCGCUCCAAUAAGGGACGCAUUAAGGCUGAGAUUACCGAAGAGGGUACGGUAACGACCAAGUAUAUUAUACGAGAGGCCAUACAGCCAGGCCAUGAUACCAGUAUGGGUUCGGGAAACGAAAAUGAAGAGUUUCUCACUUUACCACGCAGAACUACAGCGAUUUCAUAUGAAGCGGUACCAGCGAGUACAGCCACAUCGACGGCUUCCAGUCGUUCACAUGAAUUGGAAAAAUUGAUAGAAGAAACCACAAAAGAUGUAGAGGAAAUAGAAGAUGCAAAACCAAAAAUGACCAUUAAAGAAAUCAGUGUUCCCAUGGACCAUCAUCAGCAGCAUCAUGCUGACUCGUACUCGGGAGGCGGAGAACUGCAGAUAAGUAAUGUUGAAAGCGAACACCAGGAGUUACAUCAUAUUGAAGAUGUAGAGGGAAAUAUGGAGUCUAUGGGUAUGCAACAUCAGAUGACAUCAGACGAAGAACUUAACUAUCAAACUACUACAUCGAAUCAUGGAGUUUCCUCUGCUGUAUCUACCGUUAAUGCUGGUCAUACACAAUCCUCUACCACAACAGUUCACACUAUACCGGCACGUAUAAUAAAGAUCCAAAGAAGAGAUACACAUCACGACAAUAAUGAUUAUUAUGAACAACAGCAACAUCAUCACCAUCAUCAUCAACAUAUGCAGCAACAACACCAGCAUCAGCAACAUCAUAUACAAACAAUUUCACCGCCAGGAGGGGGAGGUGGAACAGGUGGUUCGACGACCACCAAACGUAUUUAUUACGAUCCCUCAACUCAUCAUACUACAACUAUAUUGACAGCUUCUCCCUCGCAACAGCAAACAGGAGUUUCUUUAAUAAAUGCCUCCUCCUCUCCCUCCAUAAACACAUCACCGACAAAUUCUAAAGUUCAUUUACGCAAUAGCUUAGCAGCGGCUGCAGCCUCAUCUGGUAUCAACUCUUCCAAUAACCCAUUAAACAAUUCCGCCCUAAACCCAUCAACAACAGUCACGUCAGCUCUGCGCGACGAAUUCACUACGUAUGGGGAAUAUGUUGCCAAUGAAAUGCGUGAAAUAAAAAGUCGUGAAAUUUUGUUAACACUAAAGCAUAAGAUAAAUACAGCUCUCUUUGAGGCCAAUAUGCAAGAAUUACAAAAAUAAUUAACAUAA